Messenger RNA from Penicillium olsonii, 1695 nucleotides. The record is from the annotation of a GenBank genome assembly. Lineage: Eukaryota; Fungi; Ascomycota; Eurotiomycetes; Eurotiales; Aspergillaceae.
AUGGGUUCUUAUGAGCUGAAAGAUACGAGGAAUCUUGGCCUUGAGGCUAGGGAGGUGUCGGCUUGCGAUCGUGAUGAUUUUCAUUUGCAGAGGCUUGGGAAGGCGCCGGUUUUGAAGGUUGGUGUUUUGGGAGAUGCUUUGUUAUUUGCUGAUUCUGAUGAUGAUCAUGAUAGCGGAAUUUUGGAAUUCUUUCGAUUCUGGGUUUUAGUUGUACGAUUAUCGCGACUUGGGAAGGUCUGCUGGAGUGAGUCUGUUGCUGCUUGUGGUUGUUCUUUUCUGACUGAGUAUAGCACGUUUAUUAUUGCUUUGACCAAUGGAGGGUCUGCAGGCGCAGUAUAUGCGUAUAUCUUUGCCUGGACGGGAACAACAUGCUGUUUCCUUGUACUAUCAGAAUUGGCUUCGAUGGCACCAACAUCAGGAGGCCAAUACCAUUGGUGUGCCAUGCUCGCACCGCCCAAGAGAAUGAAGUUCUGGAGCUAUAUCACCGGCUGGCUCGCAGUCAUCGGCUGGCAAGCCGCAUUUGCCUCCACGGCCUUCCUCUGCGGAACAGAGAUCCAAGGAGCUGCGAUUCUCGCGCACAAGAACUACAACGCAGAAGCCUACCAAGGUACCCUGAUCUUAUGGGCUAGUCUCAUCGUCGCCCUAGCAGUCAACUUGAUCGGGGGCAAAUUCCUCCCCAGACUCGAGAACCUGAUUCUAUGUGUGCAUAUUCUGGGAUUCUUCGGUAUCCUCAUUCCAUUGACGUACAUGGCGGAUCACAAGACGAAGGAAGAGGUCUUCCUGCAUUUCACUAAUGGUGGUGGAUUUGCGACUGAUGGACUUUCGUGGUUCGUUGGAAUGACAGGUUGCGUCUUUGCUUUUGCUGGUGGUGAUGCAGCUGUUCACAUGGCCGAAGAAGUUGCAAAUGCGUCUCGUGCAAUUCCCCGCGCAAUCAUGCUCAGUAUUGCAAUCAACGGUGCGCUGGGAUUCGGUAUGCUGAUUGCUGUUCUCUUCUGCAUGGGCGAUCUCGACGCAGCACUCAAUAGCGAUACUGGAUACCCCUAUAUCGAAAUUUUCUACCAGGCUACGAACUCCGUUUCGGGCUCACUGGCCAUGGUCUCCAUUAACCUGAUUAUUGCCGUUUGCUCUGUCAUCGGUAUGUUGGCUGCGACAUCUCGUCAAUUCUGGUCAUUUGCUCGCGACCGCGGCAUUCCCGGAUGGCGAUGGUGGAGUCAUGUUUCUUCCAGACAUCUGCCCACUUACUCCGUCUAUCUGACUAUGACAGUUGCAUGGCUCCUCGGUCUGAUCAACAUCGGUUCCUCGGUCGCUCUGGACGAUAUCACGUCCAUGGCUGUAUCGGGUCUAUACGCUUCUUAUCUCACUGUUGGCCUUCUGCUUCUGUACCGUCGCUGCCGUGGAGAUAUCAAGACUUCCGACGACAAUGACGAGAUGGUGAUUAAUGUCCCUGGAGCGAAACUCGUUUGGGGCCCGUUCCGUGUUCCCGGUAUUUUGGGGAUGUUGGUGAAUGGCUAUGCUUGCAUCUAUAUGAUCAUCGUGAUCUUCUUCAGCUUCUGGCCCUCGGAUAUGAGUCCUACCGUGGAGGAUAUGAAUUACAGUGUUGUGGGCACGGUUGGGGUUAUUAUCUUGGCCGUUUUGUAUUAUUUCGUGCGGGCGCGAAAUGUGUACCAGGGUCCUGUUAUGGAGGUUUCGAUGUGA